UCACCGUGUGUGCUGGGGAGAAAAAGUUUGCUCACAUCUCCCGGUGACUCUCCAGCCAUGGACGCAUCUCGAGCUGUGACGUUAUAUUUGAGCCUACUCCUUGUUUUCCUUUGGAAUAUACCGUGUUUCCACUCAGCUGCUGUCAUCUCUCCCUCUACGCCGAGGAGAAACAGAGGAACCAGGAUCCAUCAUCGGGACGGACAAAGGUCAACCAAACUCUUAAAGGACAUCUUUGCGUCUUCGCAUCACAGAGAAGCCCUGAAGAACACCGUGGUACCGCACGAGUACAUGCUUUCUGUGUAUAGGACGUACUCGGCUGCGGAGAAACUGGGACUAAACGCCAGCUUUUUCCGCUCUUCCAAAUCUGCCAACACCAUAACAAGUUUUGUGGACAGAGGAACAGACGAUCUUUUGCACUCUCCUCUGCGAAGACAAAAGUAUCUGUUUGAUGUCUCAACCCUUUCAGACAAAGAGGAGCUGGUCGGGGCCGAAUUAAGGAUAUUUAGGAGAGCGUCGGGGGAUUUGGAGACGGCAGGCCUCUACGACAUCCAGCUGUACCCCUGCAGGUCGGACAGGCUACUGGACUCCAGGUCCCUGGACCCACUGGACUCCCAAAAAUCCGAGUGGGAGGUUCUGGACGUGUGGGAAAUGUUUAAAACGCACCACCACAACCAUCAGCUCUGCUUUCAGCUCCGGGUCACCCUCGGUAAAUCAGAGACCGAGGUGGACCUGAGACAGCUGGGACUGGACAGGAACGGCCGAUCCCAGCAGGAGAAGGCCAUCCUGGUCGUUUACACCCGCUCCAAGAAGAGGGAGAACUUGUUCAACGAAAUGAAGGAGCAGAUCAAAUCAAGGAGGUCGGUCGGGCAGGAAGCGGCGGAGCAGGAGGAUGAGCAUGAGGAAGAAGCGUUGAAGGCUGCAAGGAAGGAGGGAGCGAAAGGAGAGGGGCCUCGGAGGCGACGGAGGACUGCGCUGAGUAACCGUCACGGGAAGAGACACGGAAAGAAGUCCAAAUCCAGGUGCAGCAAAAAGGCACUGCAUGUGAAUUUUAAAGAACUGGGUUGGGACGACUGGAUCAUUGCACCCCUGGACUACGAGGCGUACCACUGUGAAGGCGUGUGCGACUUCCCGCUGAGGUCUCACCUAGAACCCACCAACCACGCCAUCAUACAGACGCUCAUGAAUUCCAUGGACCCCAACAGCACCCCACCCAGCUGCUGUGUCCCCACCAAACUGAGUCCCAUCAGCAUCCUGUACAUAGACUCGGGCAAUAACGUCGUGUACAAACAGUAUGAGGACAUGGUGGUGGAGCAGUGCGGGUGCAGGUAGCGGAUGUUUUCCACUGAAUGAUAGCAAUAAUAAUAUAAAAAAGACAACAGUCCACAUGGGUUGAAGUUUGGUGCGUAAAAACGCAUGACGCGCCUUCAAAAGGGAUGCGCACGGAGGCGACUUUUGCCAGUAGAAUAAUUUAAACUCUCGCUCUUCUUUCCCAAAGAGAAAUCAGUCAUUAAAAAAAUACUUGUGCACGCAGUGAGACCACAAGGAACGCACGAUUCUUGCGCACCGGUGCACCUGCUCGCAGCUCUGCGAUGCGACACUGACAGGCGGACCGUUUCGGGCUCCUGCGCCCAAGUGGUGUCGUUACUGGACGGAACACGCGCUUGUUUCUUCCCAAACAAGCGUGAAUGUCGAAUCCACAACAAAACACAGACACGUCGGUGCCGCCAAGACAAUUUGCGCGAGUGGAGACCGAAGGAAUUACACACGAAACCAGACUGCGCCUCCAGAAGUGGACUCACUGGAGCCCUGUUGUUUAAAAAGCACAUGCUGACGCGAACUUUUUGCUCAAAGUCUGCAUCAUUACGAAAUGCACUUCCAGGACUGACUGCGCGAAUUCAACGCGGCCAGCAAAAGAGUUUUUCUUCUCUGACGAAUUAAAAAAAGACUCGCAAAAGAGACGAUAUUUAAAUGCACAUUAGCUUUGAAUGCACUGCUGUUCGUUAUUAAAUUCUGUAAAUAUUUGUACAGCCAAAAACUUUACAAAGUGCAACUAAUGAAGAAAUGAGAAAAGGCAUUUCUUUGUAAAUACACAAAUGCACUCAAAUCGGUAUAAUUUCUAUUCUAUAAUUAUUUUAUUAUUUGUGAUGUACAGAGUUUCACGAUAAUCAUAUAUUUCUUACAUUGAUAAGAGUAAUUUAAAGUGUAUUCAAUAUUUUUGCAGAGGGUGAAAAUACCGUUAUUAAUGUCUACCUCAUAAUUACAUAUAUAGGAUCUGAGUUUUGAGGUGCAUUCAGUUAGUGUAAAGAUCUUUUACAUUGAUAUAUAAGAUCAUUUAUAUACUUAUAUUACUGGAUAAUAUUCCACACGAUUACUGUACAAAUAAAAUAAAUCUACCAGUUUUCUA
This is a messenger RNA of Thalassophryne amazonica, 2404 nucleotides long. It is a transcript of the gene gdf6a, whose product is annotated as growth differentiation factor 6a. Gene Ontology annotation, cellular component: extracellular region. Gene Ontology annotation, biological process: SMAD protein signal transduction; BMP signaling pathway. The record is from RefSeq and is a predicted model, not a curated record. NCBI's taxonomy places the organism in Eukaryota, Metazoa, Chordata, Actinopteri, Batrachoidiformes, Batrachoididae. The transcript is spliced from 2 exons. Bases 58 to 1329 code for a protein of 423 amino acids. Gene Ontology annotation, molecular function: growth factor activity; cytokine activity.